Molecule: messenger RNA, 570 nt
Organism: Aureobasidium musti
Lineage: Eukaryota; Fungi; Ascomycota; Dothideomycetes; Dothideales; Saccotheciaceae
Source: the annotation of a GenBank genome assembly
AUGACUCGAAUCUCCCUUACACUUAUCUUCUUGAUACUGCUCUCUUCUUGUCUGAUCCCUUUAGUUGAAUCUCACACACCUCGCGUGUGGAUUAUUGGGCUCAGGGAAGACCAGACCNUUGAGAAACACCUUGGCUUGGUGGGCCGCUCAAUCUCCGUCAAGGAACACAGGCCAGAGAUCAACGGAUACACCGCUUCUGUUUCAGAUGACGAUGAGGAUCUUCUCAGGGCCAUCCGCAAUGAUUCCAGUGUCGGCUUCGUGGUUAACAUGCCAGAAGACUAUUUUCGCAAGACGGAGAAAUUCAUCGAAGAUGGUUGGGAUGAGGACGAUCGUGAUCUAUACGAGCACAUGACGCACCCUGAUCACCAUUGGCAUUACUUGCAAAGUUACGAUCCCGAAGUUCUUGUUACUGACGAGGGAGGAAUUCGCAGUAGCUAUGUCAACAGCUAUAGCCUGCGCUUUGUCGAUGAAGAGCAGGAGAAGAAAUUUUGUCCUUUGAUUCGAGCUGAUCCUCGUGUGGAAUCAUUUGGACCCGUCCGCGGCUAUAAGAUGGAUGAUGAGAUUCAUGAU